Tripterygium wilfordii is the source of this 791-nucleotide messenger RNA. RefSeq lists its product as uncharacterized. The record is from RefSeq and is a predicted model, not a curated record. NCBI's taxonomy places the organism in Eukaryota, Viridiplantae, Streptophyta, Magnoliopsida, Celastrales, Celastraceae. The transcript has 5 exons. The coding region runs from base 1 to 771 and encodes 256 amino acids.
AUGGAUGAGCUGGGUCAUAGCGAAUUGGGUGUUGUGGAGGCUGUCAAUGAUUUGUGGAAGAGGGAAAGAAGGAUUUGGGGAAGGCAGUCGCCUCAUCUUAAUAAAAUUUAUGGUGCGUUUGGUACGAGGGUAAUGGGUGUAAUAGUUAUAAGGCUUGGACACAUUCACGACCUUGGAGGCUACCAUUGGAGCUUGGAGAAAAAUGGGGUUUACAAGGGGGUUUCUUCUCUCCUAUUUUAUCCUGGCUUGUAUGGAAUAACAAGGGUUGGGGAUAGAGGCACUUUUGAUGUAACCAGGAAUGGAGCAUCGGAUAGGAUAGAGAAACCAAUUGUCAACAAUGAGUUUCGUUGUUCUCCUUUCCACAUCGAAAUGCACAACGGGUCAAACUAUGCCAUUUCAAUUCCCAUGCAGCAUGAAGGACAGAUUGAGGAGAUUCUUCAGCGUCUAAAAGAGAAUUUGAGCUUGAGUUGGAUCGUGAUCGACCCGAUUGUGAAGCGGGCGGCCAAUGUGUCUUCAAGGAGUCCGAUUUCGGUAGAAUGGCCUUGCAAUAUAGCAAGAAACUUCCGACUGUAUUACUCGACUAUCAUGGUAGGAUAUGGACAGCUAGGAUUGGGAAUGGAAGCGGAGUUGGUGGAGUGCAGGUUAGUGGUCACGUGCAGUGGGGUUGACGAAGGGGAAGUGCACAUGGAGGAGGUAAGCAUGGAGAUAAGGGACAUUGAAGGAAGGAGAUUUGAUGGGUGGGGGAGUUUUGUAAUUUUACAGGAAGCCUAAGUCAAAGGGGAGAGAAAGAG